Molecule: messenger RNA, 354 nt
Organism: Stylonychia lemnae
Lineage: Eukaryota; Ciliophora; Spirotrichea; Sporadotrichida; Oxytrichidae
Source: the annotation of a GenBank genome assembly
AUGGAAGGAGAUGAAUCUCAGGCAGUGGCAUCAUAACCUAUGAUGACCUUUGAAGAACUUGCUAAAUUUGAUGGAAUUUAAUCUGAAAAAGUAUAUAUGGCUCUAAAAGGUCAAGUUUAUGAUGUAUCUGGCUCUGAUUUUUACAAGCCAGGUGGACCUUAUCAUGUAUUUGCGGGUAAGGAUGCAUCAGUAGGUCUAGCUAUAAUGAGUAAAGAGCCUGAAUUCACUGACCCAAAGAAGCACAGUUGGAAAGAUUUAGCUGAGGCUGAUAAGAUCAUUUUAGAUAAUUGGGUGACAAAAUUGUCAUAAAAGUACCCAUUAGUUGGUAUUCUUGCUUCACUAUCAGAUGAUUGA